This is a messenger RNA of Nicotiana tabacum (common tobacco), 571 nucleotides long. Lineage: Eukaryota; Viridiplantae; Streptophyta; Magnoliopsida; Solanales; Solanaceae. The record is from RefSeq and is a predicted model, not a curated record.
GACCCGGCCCACAAGGAAGAGGUUUACGUCAAUUGCCAAAAUAGUUGAACAUUUUUAGGGUUUUAGACAAUCUCGAGAUUAAUUCUUCACCAAGAUUUCCAGGGGAAAAAGCAAAAUAACAAGUGUAGGUUAAUUCCUUCUGAGAAGAUGGCUGGAUUUCCAGGAUACGGUGCCCUUGCCCCCAAGACUAAGAAUCUGGUUAUGGCCGGAGGUUUGUCAGCAUUUGUUUUUGGUGUGUAUUACUAUACUAUGAGAGCUGUUGGAGGCUCAGAUGAACUUCAGGUAGCCAUUGAUAAGUUUGAAGAGGCAAAACACAACAGUGAGUCUGAAGCAAGUUUGGCACCCAAGUCCUGAUUGUGUCCAAUAUGAAGGUAAUUUAGCAAUUAGGAAGAAGUGUUGGAUGUUUGUGAAACAGUGAAACAGGACUUCGAUCAUCUUAUGCUUGUUGAAUAACUUCUCCUGUUUCUCAUGCUUUCCGGAUAUAUAUACUUUGCUGUAAAGAUAUCAAGAUACUCUAUUUCUUUUUAAGCUUUCUCAUUGUGAUAAAUUUUUCUCAAAUUUCUUCAGACUA